AUGAACGGCAUCAUCCACCCGUGCUUCCACCCGGAGGAUCGCCCGGCGCCAACCACCGAGGAAGAGGUGUUCGAGUGCAUCUUCGACUACAUCGACAGGCUCUUCGCCAUGAUCCGCCCGCGGAAGCUGCUGUACAUGGCCAUCGACGGCGUCGCGCCGAGGGCCAAGAUGAAUCAGCAGCGAUCGCGUCGAUUUCGCGCCGCGCAGGAGGCCAAGGAGAAGGAGGAGGAGGACGAGAAACUCAGGGAGAAGCUCAGGCGAGAGGGAGUCAACGUCCCGCCGAGGCAAAAGUCCGAGGCGUUCGACAGCAACGUCAUCACGCCGGGCACGCCCUUCAUGGGCCGCCUCAGCGCCGCGCUUCAGUACUAUGUGCACCAGAGGAUGAACACGGAUCCCGCGUGGCGGGGAGUCAAGGUGAUCAUGUCCGACGCUUCCGUCCCCGGAGAGGGCGAGCACAAGGCCAUGCACUACAUCAGGCAGCAGAGGGGACUCAAGGGCUUCGACCCGAACACCAAGCACGUCGUGUACGGCCUCGACGCGGAUCUCAUCAUGUUGGCGCUCGCGACGCACGAGCCAAACUUUUGGAUCCUCCGCGAGGUUGUCUUUCAGAAGAACGCGCCAGAGCCGGAUAUGCCGUCCGAUCGCGACAGGCUCCUCGGCGGGGGCGAUGGCCGGGCAGACGUACACCGCCGUGGGAAGGGGUGCACCCCCGCCGCCGGCGCCGCCCAAGCCGUUGGCAGCGACGGGUGA
Molecule: messenger RNA, 750 nt
Organism: Micromonas commoda
Lineage: Eukaryota; Viridiplantae; Chlorophyta; Mamiellophyceae; Mamiellales; Mamiellaceae
Exons: 2
Coding region: 1-750 (249 amino acids)
Biological process (GO): nuclear-transcribed mRNA catabolic process
Cellular component (GO): nucleus
Molecular function (GO): RNA binding; 5'-3' RNA exonuclease activity
Source: RefSeq, a predicted model, not a curated record